This is a messenger RNA of Fomitopsis serialis, 2366 nucleotides long. Its product is annotated as subtilisin-like protein. The record is from RefSeq and is a predicted model, not a curated record. NCBI's taxonomy places the organism in Eukaryota, Fungi, Basidiomycota, Agaricomycetes, Polyporales, Fomitopsidaceae. The transcript has 6 exons. Gene Ontology annotation, molecular function: serine-type endopeptidase activity; tripeptidyl-peptidase activity. The coding region runs from base 17 to 1966 and encodes 649 amino acids. Gene Ontology annotation, biological process: proteolysis.
GAUCCUCACCUCCAGGAUGUCGCUCUCCACUCGCCUGGCCGCUCUCCUGGCCCUCGUCCUCUGCGCCGUUGCCAUCCCCGCGCCCGUCGGCCAUGUCGUUCACGAGGCACGCGACCACCUCCCGCGCGGAUGGGCCCCCGUCCGGCGCGCAGAACCAGACAUGGUCUUGCCCUUCCGCGUCGGCCUUGUGCAGCCCAACCUGGAGAGCAUCGAGGAGUAUAUCAUGGACGUCUCCCACCCCGACUCGCCUAACUACGGUAAGCACUGGAGCCCCGCCAAGGUCGCGUCGACGUUCCGCCCGACGAAGGAGUCCGUCGACACCGUGCACGGCUGGUUCACCGAGAGCGGCAUCGCGCCAGAGCGCGUAAAGUCGAGCACGGGCGGGAGCUGGAUGAAGGUGAACGUGACGAUCGAGGAGGCGGAGCGACUGCUUGACACGGAGUACUACGUCUACCAGUUCGGUGAGGAUGGCAGCCGCACGCACGUCGCGUGCCACGAGAAGUACCAUCUUCCGGAUCACGUCUCGAAGCAUGUCGAGAUCGUUUCGCCCACUCUUCACUUCGAUACUACGCCCAAUGGUCCGGCUGGCUCGUGGCAGAAGCUCGGUGGCAGGGACUCACCUUCGACUGAGUCCUCCCACGCCAUUGGCCAACCCGGGUUCGGUAUCAGCUUCCCAAAGACCAAAGGUACUGUUCAGAGUAUUUUCGACCAGCUGGAGAACUGCGAUGAGCAGAUUGUCCCGAACUGCCUCCGUGCGCUGUAUGACUUUGAGUACUACCCUCUCGUCCCGGAGAAGAACUCGCUUGCUAUCAUCGAGUACACUCCUCAGGCAUACGUCGCGAGCGAUCUGGACCUGUUCUUCAGCAACUUCUCGCCCAGCCAAGUCGGAGAGCGUCCUGUGCUCUACAGCAUCGACGGAGGCUACGUCCAGACCGACUACGGAGGCUUCGACUACAAUGGCGAGUCCAACCUCGAUCUGCAGUACGCCAUGUCGCUCGUCGGCUCGCGGCAGUCCGUGCAGCUUUACCAGGCGGGCGACCUCUACGAGGGCGCGUCCUUCGGCAAUCUCCUCGACGCACUCGACGCUUCGUACUGCACGUUCGAUGGCGGUGACGACCCCGACUUCGACGCGACUUACCCGGACCCGUACGGCGGGUACGAGGGCAACGAGGACUGCGGCACCGUUUCGCCCGCGUACAUCAUGUCGACGUCGUACGGUUACACGGAGGCGGACCUGACACCGGCGUAUGAGCAGAGGCAGUGCGCUGAGUAUGCGAAGCUCGGCCUGAUGGGUAUAACGGUGCUCUUCUCGUCUGGGGAUAACGGCGUUUCGGGCAAUGGUGGCGUCUGCUUGGACGCUGACGGCCAGGAGGACUACGAUGGAAACGUGUUCGCCCCGGGCUUCCCCGUAGACUGUCCGUACGUCACUGCGGUCGGAGCGACGCAGGUCAAUCCGAACGCUACGGUCUUCGAGCCCGAGAGUGCCUGCGAGCAGGUCAUCUACUCUGGUGGCGGCUUCUCGAACGUCUUCCCGAUGCCAUCGUACCAGGCCUCCGCGGUUGAGCACUACCUGACCAACUACCCGCCUGCCUACCCUUCCGGCACCUACAACGUCUCUGGGUCACGUGCGUACCCUGACAUUGCCGCGAACGGUGCGAACUACAUCGUUGCCGUGCAGGGUGAGUUCUACCUCGUCUACGGCACCUCGUGCGCCUCGCCCGUCUCCGCGGCGAUCUUGUCCGCGAUCAACGACGCUCGUAUUGCAAUCGGGAAGUCGCCGAUUGGGUUUAUCAACCCUACGAUCUACACGCCCUUGUUCAUGGAGGCGUUUAACGAUAUCACGACCGGCUCCAACCCGGGCUGCGGCACGGAGGGCUUCUACGCCCAGCCAGGGUGGGACCCCGUGACGGGUGUGGGCACACCGAACUUUGCGAAGCUGCUCGGGCUUUGGCUCGCUCUUCCGUGAUACUGGACUCGAUUCUUAAUGGACUUGCGCAACGGACUUAUGACUCGAAAACGUGUGGACUAUCGGUAGCAUGUGGUGCAUAGUGGUCCUCCCGAGUCUCGACGAUAAGAGACAAGGAUCUCGGACUUUCUGCGUGUGCGCUUUCGCGGGUUCUUGUAUGAAGGAAGGUGAGUUAAUGAAAUCACGAGAUCAUAUUGGGUUCGUGACUAUGCGCCUUACAACUCGGGUACGUAGACUGACGUUGAAAGCCUUGUUCAGUGUUCGAUAUCUCGAUACUGAAGUUCGUUGCAAAGGAGUAUAGCGACAGCGUAACGCUCAUGUUCGCGAGACGUAGGUUUGGUCGGAACAUCAGCGCGAAGGCUGACGAUCGCCUCGCUGAUAUGGCAUGCCCAUUGCCCAC